CAAAAUGACUUCCAUCAGGGCUAUUGCUGUUCUUUGCUUCGUGGUCUGUAUGUCUGCGAUUGAGUCACAAGGCCGUGUGGCCAGGAAGGACCUGGGUCUUGAUCUUGGUGGCUUGGGAGUUGGCCUUGGUGUUGGCUUGGGCUUGGGCUUAGGCGGUGGAAGUGGAAGUGGCAGUGGCAGUGGAAGUGGCAGUGGAAGUGGCUCGGGUUCUGGUUCUGGAUCGUAUUCGUCGUCCCAGUCGUCAAGCUCUAGCUAUGGAGGCUCCGGCGCAGGCUCAGAAGCUGGUUCCUACGCUGGCUCUUAUGCUGGGUCACGUGGAGGCUCGGAUUCGGGAAGGAAUUACAGGAAUGGUGGUUCGGGUUAUGGGGAGGGUCGUGGCUAUGGCGAGGGACGUGGAUACGGCGAAGGCGGGAACAACUGAGACCAAAGAGUCAAAGACAAAAUUAGGACAUCGAAUAAAAACCAGAACGGAUGGUAUUAGUAACUAUAAAUAGUUUAUGUCAUUAUGUAAGCAGCUUAUGAUUUGCUCUUGUCGUUCAAAUAAUUGGUAGAAGAAAAAUGGUGUAUUUAUAUUCAAAAUGAAUAAUAUAAGUUUGUAACA
Molecule: messenger RNA, 601 nt
Organism: Cucurbita moschata (crookneck pumpkin)
Lineage: Eukaryota; Viridiplantae; Streptophyta; Magnoliopsida; Cucurbitales; Cucurbitaceae
Product: glycine-rich protein DOT1-like
Exons: 1
Coding region: 5-421 (138 amino acids)
Source: RefSeq, a predicted model, not a curated record